This is a messenger RNA of Kwoniella shivajii, 3312 nucleotides long. RefSeq lists its product as uncharacterized. The record is from RefSeq and is a predicted model, not a curated record. Bases 1 to 3312 code for a protein of 1103 amino acids. The transcript has 5 exons. NCBI's taxonomy places the organism in Eukaryota, Fungi, Basidiomycota, Tremellomycetes, Tremellales, Cryptococcaceae.
AUGCCUCGUCCUCGUGCUCCACCCGGUGGAUUGGGUAUAGAAGAUGAGCUAUCCUUUGGAUCAGAUGAAGAUCUUUUAGCUGAAGUAGGAGAAAUCCGACUCCCAAACAUAAUCCCUUCUUCUUCUUCUUCUUUUGUCCCAUUGAAUGCGUCUCACGUCGGCUUUGUCAAGGAAAAGGAAAAAACAAAAGGAGGGAUGUUCAAAUCAUUAGGGGGAGGAGGAGGAAACAAGAAGGAGAAAAAACGAAAACGUACAGCAACUGAAGAGACAGUUAGAAUGCUCUCACCUUCUAUACCCGCAUUAGUGACCCAGCCGAUACAAUCAUCAUCUUCAUCAUCAUCUUCAGCUAAAAAGGAUAAAUCGAAUAGGAUGUUAUCAAAAUCAUCAUUAAUGAUUGAUCCAGCUUUGGAGAGUGUACUGGACGUAUCAAAUAUUAGAUCAUCUUCAACAAAUAUCGCUUCUGGUAUUGGGAGUAGAAGUAGAGAAUCAUUCUCUGCACCUAGUCUACAAAGUAUAACUUCAUCUCCAAGGAAAGAUGACGUAUCGCUGAAUGCCGUAGGAGGUAAAAAGAAAGGUUUUAUGAGCUCAUUAAGAGGUCUAGGGAAGAAUAGUGGGAAAAAAGAAGAUCCAAUAUCCGUUUUCGGUGGUAAUGCAAUUGCAAGUAGACCUGCUCUGGCAAAUUUCAAAAGUAGAGAUAGUUUUGGUGGAAGGAGUGAUAUCUCUCGGCAAGAUUCCUUCGAUAUAAAUUCAUCAACUUAUUCAUCUCCUCGUACCGAAUCAACCGAUCACUCAAUGCAGAAACACACUCUCGGACCUAUAUCAAUGUCACCUUUCCAAGCUCAACCACCUGAACUCACAUCGGAAUCUACACUCAGAUCUUCCUAUUCUGCCUCAUCCAAGCGUCCUAGUAUAUCUUCCUUCGCUAGACGAGCAAGUGUCAUCACUUCCACUUCUCUGGCUACUUCAGAACAGACAGGUGAAGACUCGCCUCUUAUAUCGAAAUCCAUCUUCAGCAAAUUUGCGAAUGUUGAACAACCACCAAUUCAUGAAAUCAGCAUCACAUCAAACGAAGAACUAACAAGACCUAAUAUCGUAACCAGAUCAACAACAUCUUCACUUGCCAUCCCAAACAGUCCAAUGAUCUCUUCGGAUAUAGUAUCAGUCUUACUUCCUACAUUCCCAGCAUCACUCACUGCAUUAUCAUCAAUUCAGAUCUUGCAAGCUACUGUCAUCAGAAGGACCUUCACAAAUCCUCAGACCAACGGUGGCAUGCCAGAUAGGGAAAAGAGUAGCUCAAUCAGAAGUCUGACUAACGCCUUAUCGAGCAAUACUCAUAAUUAUCACUCAAUCAGAAAACCAAUGUGGAUCACUCAACAACUAGUAUUGACAUCCUUCAAAGUAGGAGGAAGCUCACCACAAUCUACACCUGAUCCAAGUCAAACCCAUUCACCAGGAUCUAGUAGUAAAACCAUCGCUCAUUUACAUCUUUUCUCCGUUCCGGGCUCUUCAAACAAAUCACCUGCCAAACCUAUAGGAUUAGGCAUAGGAUCCAGUCAGUCUUUCGGUAGAAGACCAAGUUUACCAUCGGGAGCUAUGGGCGAUGAGACGGAAUUGGAGAGAAAGAAUAUCAAGAGUGAUUCUACUGCUGGGGUGUGGAAUGGAGAUGAGUCUGGAAGGAAAUUCGUCAUGCGUGUUGGAUUUAGCAGUGAUGCACAUGCAGAAGAAGAAGGAGAAUGGAUAGUAGAAAUGAGGAAUGCUGACCAGUUGCAGGAAUGGAUAAGGCAAAUCAAGAGCAUAGCGAUCGUCAUUCGCGCCGAGCGCGAAGGUCAUGGUCAUGCGAUCCGUAAUGCCUAUUCUGAGUCUGUACGAGGUGACGAGCUGGCUCUACAGCUCGACAUGCAAAUCACAUCAGCUUCCAGCAUGCGAUCACCUACUUCAAGAUCGGGAUCCGUUUCCGGACCAAGCGUAACUUCGGGAGGCCCAAGAGAUUCGACUAUAUCCGAUCGCCCAAUCCGUGAAUCACCAAUGGAGCGUAAUCCGUCUGCUGCGAGAGCCGAAUCACCGGACAUGUUACCUCCCACACCUCAAGUGGAGGAUUUCGAUGAACGUCUGGGCAGAUUAAAUCUAAAUGACAAUGACAGCGUAUCAAGAUCGAAGAGUCUUUCAAGAGGGUUCAACUAUUCAUCUCAAGACCAUACGCCAAUCUCAACUCCUCCUUCCAGUAGACCUGGUUCUGGUAUCCCAACUAGUGGCGGUGCGGCUAUCUCACGCAUUGGAGGAUCAUUACAUCGCCAUGCAAAACAAGGCAGUUGGUCUUCUUCAGCUUCAGGAGGAAGUGGUUUUGUUCGAAGAUAUCCAAAUGGAAAUGGACAAUUACCACCACCACCGCCACCUCCAAUGAAUCCACCUCCAAGUGUACCUUUACCUGCUUUACCUGGAGGAUUCGACAUUUCAACCACUCCUAGAAGCAAAGAUGACAUAGUAUUGAGAUCACCUGGCGGAGUUGAGUUUGUCACACCGUUCCAAAGUCCGAGCAUCGAAGAACCAAGACUCUCCUUGCCUUCGCCUGAUGAUGAUAAUUUAUUACAGAUCAGACAGGGUACAAGAGCGAUUUCACUUCCUGAACCUACGGCUACAAGUGCAAGUACAGCCGCAAGAAUGAAAAGGGAGAGGUUCAUGAAUGCUUUCAAACCGAUUCAACUUGUACCUGAGGUGGAAACUUCACCUAGAUUGGGUGGUUUGAACGAAACACCGGUACCUGGUCUAGGAUCAGGAUCAACAAACUCUUCACCUAUGUUCAAUUCUUCUUCACCUCAUUUAGGAAUUAGACCACCUACACCACCGAGAAAGUCAACAAUAACCACUUCAGCGACACCGAUGCCAUAUAUACCCGCGCUAGGAACUCCUUUAUCAACUAAAGAACAGCAUGAAAUGUCGAUAUCUUCAUCAGAGAUCGAUCACGAAACAUUAUCCGAAACGACGGGUGGCUUUUAUACACCAAUCGAAACACCAACUUCCGCAUUCCCAAUGCCACCUUCUCAAGGAGCUGAAACGAUUGAAUCCAACUUAUCAACUCCAAGUACAAUGAGUGAAUUGAACACGAGACCUGAAACGAAAAGAUACGCAAGUAGUAUAUCGAGUGUGCCAAGUGUAGAAAGUAGAAGUACGACUGCAAGUGGAAGAAGGAGGAGAGAAAAAAAAGUAGCCGUUGAUAUAAUGUCUGAGUUCAGCGAAAAUCCAGAUGCAGCAUAUGCAGAUGAUGACGGUGAACAGAUCAAGGAAGAUAGACCAAGAGUCAUUCGAUUUGCUUAA